AUGAUAUCUCUAAAGGUGCAUGGAUUCAUCCAAAUUUGGAGCCGGCAGACUGGGAUGACUAAGUUGAAAGAAGCUCUCAUUGAAACAGUGCAAAGAAAAAAGGAAAUUAAACUGGUGGUCACUUUCAAGUCUGGAAAAUUUAUAAGAAUUUUUCAGCUGAGUAAUAAUAUUAGAAGUGUGGUCCUUAGACAUCGUAAAAAAAGAAAAAGUCACCUGCGUUUAACUUUGAAAAACAAUGUGUUCUUGUUUAUUGACAAAUUAUCCUACAGAGAUGCUAAACAGUUGAAUAUGUUCCUGGACAUAAUCCAUCGAAACAAACUUCAACAACCCAUGAAACCUGAUGAUGAUUGGAGUGUGUUCGAAAGUAGGAAUAUGCUGAAGGAAAUUGACAGAACUUCAUUUUACAACAUUUGUUACAAGCCAGGUUAUGAAAAAGGAGGCAAAACACCUUUCCCUCAGAAGAUGCCUUUGUUUAUGUCAAAAUCACCAACAUAUGUGAAAAAGGGAUUAUUAGAAAAUCAAGGUGGGAAGAGGAAAGACAUACUAUCAUCUGACCUAGAGAUGAAUGAUGACAUUCUGAAGGAACAUAACCUUGUGUCAAACAGGAAAUAUAAGACAGAUUCCUUCAAGUAUAUACAAAGCUAUGGGAAUAAUCCAUCAAGUUUAGAGGACUCAGAAAAAGAUAGAAAUUUGGAACUUUGGCCUUCAUUCAACUCUAAUGGAAAUCCUAACCUAGAUGAGACUCUUCUUGCAACCCAGAUUCUCGAGGCCGAAAAUAGUUUGACAUUUCCAUUAGAACCGGAGCACAGCCAGUAUGACCCAAGAUGCAACGAAGCCCAGGUGCCUCUUGACUCUCUUUCAGAGCAACUGCAGCAAGGCUUCCCCAACUUGGGAAACACCUGUUACAUGAAUGCAAUUUUACAAUCGCUGUUUGCGAUUCCGUCUUUUGCUAAUGACUUACUCGCUCAAGAUGUCCCGUGGGAAUAUAUUCCCUUUGAGGCUCUUAUUAUGACCUUGACCCAGCUGCUUGCUUUGAAAGAUUUCUGUAGUACAGAGAUCAAGAAAGAAUUACUUGGGAAUGUUAAAAAAGUCAUUUCAGCAGUUGCAGAAAUAUUUUCUGGCAACAUGCAGAAUGAUGCUCAUGAGUUUUUAGGUCAAUGUUUAGACCAGCUGAAAGAAGACAUGGAAAACUUAAAUGCCAUUUUAAAGACUGGGAAAGAACAUGGGGACGAAAAUUCAUCUCCACAAAUGCAUGUUGGUAAUGCUGCCACCAAAGUGUUUGUUUGUCCUGUUGUUGCUAAUUUUGAGUUUGAAUUGCAACUCUCCAUUAUUUGUAAAGCCUGUGGUCAUGCCGUUCUCAAGGUAGAACCUAAUAAUUAUCUCUCCAUCAACCUGCACCAAGAUACAAAAUCGCUUCCUAUGUCCAUUCAGAAUUCUUUAGAUCUUUUCUUUAGAGAAGAAGAGCUUGAAUAUAACUGUGAGAUGUGUAAGCACAAGAGUUGUGUUGCAAUGCACACACUUAGGAGGCUCUCCAGGGUCCUUAUCAUUCAUCUGAAGCGCUAUAGCUUCAACGAUGCUUGGUUGCUGGUGAAGAAUAAUGAGCAAGUUUAUAUUCCCAAAUAUUUAAGCUUAUCUUCUUAUUGCAAUGAAAGCACCAAACAACCUCUUCCCUUGAGCAGUAAUGCACCCAUGGGGAAAUGUGAAGUCCUGGAAGUCACGCAGGAGAUGAUUUCUGAGAUCAUCAGCCCAUUAACACCAUCAUUGAAGCUGACCUCAGAAUCCAGUGACUCCCUGGUUCUACCCAUGGAACCAGAAAAGAAUGCUGACCUUCAGAGUUUCCAGAGAGACUGUGGAGAAGCAAGCCAAGAGCAGCAUCAGAGAGACCUGGAAAAUGGCUCUGCACUAGAGUCAAAAUCGGUCAACUUUAGAGAUAGGGCAUUCGGUGAAAAGAAGUGUCCAGUGGCUGACUCACUGAUGGAUCAGGGAGACAUUUCUCUUCCUAUGAUCUGUGAAGAUGGCAGUAAACCACUCAGCAGCCCAGACACGAGGCUUCUCGACGUUCACCUUCAAGAGAUGCCUCAACAUCCAGAACUUCAGAAGUAUGAGAAAACCAAUACAUUUGUAGAGUUAGAUUUUGACAGCAUCACUGAGUCUACCAAUAGCUCUUAUGAGUGUAAAGAAAACAGGUUUCCAGAAGGAUCUCCAAGGAUGUCUGAACAACUCCAGCAGUGUAUUGAGAAGAGCAUCAUAGAGGAACUUCUUCAGCAGGCACCACCUCCAGGUGUUAGGAAGCUGCAUGCCCAGGAACAUACAGAGGAGACCCUUAGUCCACCUACAGAAUUCAGACUUCAAAAGGCUGAUCUGAAUCACCUGGGGGCAUUUGGUUCUGAUAACCCAGGAAACAAAGACAUUUUAGAUACAGAGAACACAAGAGACGAAGUCAAGGAACUGAUGGGAAACAUGAAGAUGGGGGAUCCUCUCCAGGCCUACAGACUCAUCAGUGUUGUCAGCCAUAUUGGGAGCUCCCCAAAUUCAGGCCAUUACAUCAGCGAUGCAUAUGACUUUCAGAAGCAGGCCUGGUUCACAUACAACGAUCUAUGUGUAUCAGAAAUCUCAGAGACCAAAAUGCAGGAGGCGAGGCUUCACUCUGGAUAUAUCUUCUUUUACAUGCACAAUGGGAUUUUUGAGGAGCUGUUAAGAAAGGCAGAGAACUCUCGGCUACUUAGCACACAGGCAGAGGUGAUUCCUCAGGGGGAGUAAAAUGACUCCUUCUACAGACCUGCUUGACAGACUCACUGGGUCUCACUUCAUCCACGCAAGGAGAAUCCUAUACUUCACCU
Molecule: messenger RNA, 2840 nt
Organism: Cebus imitator (Panamanian white-faced capuchin)
Lineage: Eukaryota; Metazoa; Chordata; Mammalia; Primates; Cebidae
Gene: USP29
Product: ubiquitin specific peptidase 29
Exons: 1
Coding region: 1-2760 (919 amino acids)
Biological process (GO): protein deubiquitination; G1/S transition of mitotic cell cycle
Cellular component (GO): cytosol; nucleus
Molecular function (GO): cysteine-type endopeptidase activity; cysteine-type deubiquitinase activity
Source: RefSeq, a predicted model, not a curated record